This is a messenger RNA of Mercurialis annua (annual mercury), 1413 nucleotides long. RefSeq lists its product as uncharacterized. NCBI's taxonomy places the organism in Eukaryota, Viridiplantae, Streptophyta, Magnoliopsida, Malpighiales, Euphorbiaceae. Bases 1 to 1413 code for a protein of 470 amino acids. The transcript is spliced from 6 exons. The record is from RefSeq and is a predicted model, not a curated record.
AUGGAGACAGACCGCAGUUGGAUGUACAAGAGUCACACAAACGGGUUGCUAACCACAGGGUAUAAGGAGCAUGUGAAGGAGUUUGUCCAAUUUGCAUUACGACAUCCCGCUUGUAUGAGUGGAGUGCAGAUAAAAUGUCCUUGCCCUAAGAGAGGUUGUCGAAAUACAAGCUAUCGGGAUGUCGAUGAGGUGGAAUUCCAUCUAUUGAAAAAUGGGUUUGUGAAAGUUAUAUGUGUGACGAAACGCAUUUUAAUGUCUGCGGGUAUGAGAGGGCAGGGUGGUUCAGGUGAUCCGACUAGAGGUCGGGGACGGGGUAACCCAGCUAGAGGUCGUGGUCGGGGUAACCCAGCUGUGCGUGCCCCUGUGGAGGACAUCCUUGUUCAGGGCCAACAGCAGGAGGUGGAGGCGGCACCCCCUGUUCAGCCCCGACAGCCAGGAGAGCCCCCUGUAGAGCUGGAUGCCCAGGGGAGGGCACUGAGUUUUCCAAACGCCAGCAGGGAGAGGCUGUUAAACCCUGGACCAAUCUCCCGGUCUAUGCGGGAGAUUUUUAGAAAGUGCUGGUUCGAGAAUGGGCGAGCCUGGCGGUUUCUGACUGCAGAGCAGACAAAUUUCUAUUUGGAGGAAUUUAAGAUAAUAAAUUGUUUUAAAAAGGAAUACUGGUGGAAUGCGGCGGAUUACAGCGACGACGUCAUCAAAAGUGUAUUCACGACGCAUGCUGCCAACCGAUACAAGGACAUUAUUCGCAGGAUGAGAGAGAAGGACAAAAAACAUACCUCGAUCAGCCAAGAAAUUUGGGAUUCCUGGAAGGCCUUCUGGGCAUCAGAGGACGAGAAGAAGAAGUCUGAUAUAGCUCGCGCUAAUCGGAUGAGCGAGCCUGCUGGAGCCGGUUCCGGACCAGUACGCCAUACAGGGGGAUCCCGUUCUGCCAUCCGACAUAUGGAUGUGCUGAAGAGCUCGGCCGCAAGCCUACCGCAACAGAGCUGUAUACUCGGAUGCACGAAAGCUGAUAAGGGUGUCAUGGUAGACAAGAGGGCCCAGGACAUGAGUGAUGCAAUUGCUCAGAGACUUGCUGCUGCAUCGCAGCCGCUGUCUGGAGAUGGUGGUUCUUCUAGCACAGCGUACGUCGACGAGACCCAGCUGUUUCUGGAUAUUGAGGGCGUCAACAAAAAGCGGCGUGUCUAUGGAUUGGGUUCAGCGAUUACUAGUGCGUACGUGGAUACGACAUCGACCAGUAGGGCGAGGACCAGGUCCACACAGUCACACCCAUUUGAGGAGGAGAUCGAGCGGCGUGUGCAGGCCGGGAUCCAGGAUGGACUGUGCCAGAUUACCACCAAGGUAGAGGCUCUCCGUGCCCAGCAGGCGAGCGCCGAUGAGAGGAUGGCCCAGAUUGUUCAGGCUGAGCUAGCGAAAUGA